Messenger RNA from Sphaerulina musiva SO2202, 2275 nucleotides. RefSeq lists its product as uncharacterized. Bases 357 to 2156 code for a protein of 599 amino acids. The transcript has 2 exons. NCBI's taxonomy places the organism in Eukaryota, Fungi, Ascomycota, Dothideomycetes, Mycosphaerellales, Mycosphaerellaceae. The record is from RefSeq and is a predicted model, not a curated record.
CGGCAUUGUCGUCUCACAGAUGGCGGAGCGGAGGCGAGCGUCAACUGUUGAUGUGCAGACGCAGGACGGUGGCAUUCACGCACUGUUAGCAUACUGCCAUACUCGUCCUCAUCGGUGACUCCCUCCGCAUAAGCUCGUAAUUUGAACAAAGGUAAGCGAAAGAAAGCAUGUUUUCUGCUCAGAAAAUUCUGCAUCCGGUCAUGUCCUAUUGUCCUUUUGACGACAAGAAAAGAACAAUAAAGAAAAUUUCACUGCAGCAAAUAUGGCCAGCGACGACUUUCGAGAAAGAAACCUACCAAAAACUUCAUGAAUUCUCUAGCUACCUACUUGACACUUGACGCACCAGAGAUACCAGCAUGGCGCCAAGAACUCGUCAGUCGUAUCUGACUAACCCAGGCUCUCCACUGCUCAGGGGUCUAGCGGCGACCAGAACUGCACGGCGGGCACCUUCUGCUAGUACAACGCGGGAUGCUCCAGCAUCGCAACAUGGUCUUUCCAGUGGCAUGACAGCACCUCUCUACCGAGCUGAUUCAUCAAACCCGGCUUCGAACUCUGGUGACGAUGACCUUUCCCCCUCGGGCACUGAUGGUAGUCCUCCGCCAGAUCCGGACUCUGAUUUUGAUCCUCCCCCGUCAAACGAUGGAUCGUCACAUGGUAGUCCUCCGCCAGGCUCGCACUCUGGUGGUGAUUCUGAUCCUCCCUCAAACAAUGGAUCCGCUCACGGUAGUUUUGCGCCAGACAACACGCCAUUUCAGCGCAUGCGGCGAAAUCUCUGGAGAGCUUUCAAGUGGACUAUUCCGAAAUUGAUGGUAGCUGUCGUGCAAGCACUGCUGUUGCGUCAGGUGUACGUGCUGCUGGAUCUGCCGGUGAGCGCACCUGUCGAUUUUCUGUACUUCAAGUACUACGUCUCCUUCCGUUACGUCAAGGGAGAUAGCCAGGCUGCAGCAUCUCGAAUUCUGGUCGACCCUCUGGGCACGAAACAUAUUCCUCUUAUUGCCAACUCCGCGUUGUCCGUCGACGGUGUGUGCAAUGAGCAGGAGUCAACGGGACUAGCUUUCACCGUGAAGCAAACCAUUUCCCGCACAGUUUUGGGCGCCCAGUCGUGGGAAGAGCUGAUGAAUGCGUCGCCGGAACCCGAGCUGCAAGAAUUAGCACAAAAUUACGCUCAUCCUAUUAGCAAAGGCACGAGCCUCAUAGAGCGUGCAGAAUCGGUCGAGAAGCGGAUGUGCAGACUCUCGCGUGCAGCUAUGAAGAAGGGAUUAGCAUAUGCACAAACGCGUACCCUCGCCGAGAAGCUCAGAGGCUGCAGGCAAGUCGCUCAGGUCCUGCGACCGGCAACGCGGACUCUGUGGGAAAACAAUAUCAUUGAGGCAAUUCCCGGUGACUGGGACUAUCCCAUCGUUACUCAAGCGUUCGCAGACCUAGAAACCCAUCUCCGACGCCGAGAAGUGAUUGCCCGGGUUCUCUCCGACGAAGCUGGUGAAUUGCAGACAGUCUACCGUCAACUCGUAGGCAACUACAGCGUCUUCAAGUGGAAUCUGCGACAGGCCGAUUCUGCUGUAACGCAACUCUGCUACCAGAUUGAAGCCCGCAAAGUCGAACCGUCCAUAUGGUCCAAAUGGUGGUCCAAAUGGUUCAAAGGGACGGAUGACGCUUCGUCAUGCGAGGUGCAAACGCGCGCCAAAUUUCUUCGCGGCGGUUACAACUUCAGCGACACUGCCAGACUCAACGGCCAUGCAGCAAUGUACUAUCUCAAAGAGGGCGGAGAUAUCUGGGAAAACUACGCCAAGCAUCUCGACGAUAGUCUCGGUCUCUUGUCCGACGUGCCGAAAGUUUUGCGUGAUAUCACAGCAGAAGGCAUCCCCGCUCGCAUCUCCCGUUUACAAGAUCUCUUUGACAGUCUGGCUGCGCAGCUAGAUCGCGCCGCCGAAGUUCUCGAAGAUGCACACAUGCGAAAAAUUCCUAUCGAGUUGACAGCUCAUGUGGGUAAGGAGGACGAUGCAAGUAUCGGUGCCAGAUGGCCGCCUGAACCGAUUGGAUGUGCCCUUUGUGAUGGUCCCCGAGAGGCCGAAUGGCAUGCGAGCACUUCGCUACGAUUCUACAUGCCGGAUUCUACGGCUGAGGAGUCUGUGGCUUCGACUGCCACUAAUGUCUAGUCUAGCUGGGAGAGCCGAUAUGGUCCGUCCUAGGAGGUAGAGAUGACUGGGUAUGUCCAAGAUAAAAUGUUCAGUGUGUGACUUGUUGAACAAAGUCGGUUUGUUGAGUUGUAAUUUAC